Megalops cyprinoides (Indo-Pacific tarpon) is the source of this 3579-nucleotide messenger RNA. RefSeq names its product protein FAM110B. Lineage: Eukaryota; Metazoa; Chordata; Actinopteri; Elopiformes; Megalopidae. The transcript has 2 exons. The record is from RefSeq and is a predicted model, not a curated record. Bases 648 to 1964 code for a protein of 438 amino acids.
CGCCCUGCAGGGUAGUACAGGUUUGUGUGCUCUCUCUCCCACAGACUUACACGCGCACACACAAGCUCAACACUCACCAGGGCGCUGCUUUUCGAAGAGCUUUCGUCAACUAGUGUGGACUCUUGAGGGGCAAGAGUUCCUUUCUGGAAUUCUCCUCCUUUGCUGAAGAUUCCACACGCACACACAAGAGCUCCAGCCCGUAUCCGCCGCUCAAGGAGAGAGCCUGACGAGCCCCAGCAAGCCAGCGGAAGAGCGCGGCAUCUUGAAAAGGAGCUGAGGGAGACCAGGCUCUGACCGUGGGAGAUUCGACCAGCCCUAAUCGGCAUCGGAGUCCGCCGGCGGCUUUCUUAAAGGGAGCUGCCACUGUUAACCUCUGGUGCUCGAGGCCAUUGAGCCCGACUGAUGUGGAAUGCGACCCUUCCUGACCCUGUGAGACGGGCAGUCUUUCAGUGAAGGAGGCCUGGACGAACCGAGAUAAUAGACCAGAAGAAGAGGAAUAAAAGGAAGAGAAGGGGCAGCAGAAAGGCCAAUAAGAAACUUUUAGAGCCUGGGAAGAAAAGUAGAGAAUACCGGAGCCCCCUUUGAAUUGGGACAUUUCUGAGCACAAAAAGGACUUGGGUCAGCCAACCCCCCAUCCCCUCUCCAGCAUGCCUGUUGAAACCUUGCGGCCCUCGGACGGGCGCAUGGCCGGCGCCCCCUUCACCUCCGCCAUGCCCUUCCGCAUCCUCAACAAGGGACCCGACUACUUCCGGCGGGCGCCGGAGGCCGGGGCGCGCAAGCCCAGCGCGGUGGAGCGCCUGGAGGCCGACAAGGCCAAGUACGUGAAGAGCCAGCAGGUGGCCAGCACCAAGCAGGAGCCGGUGAAGCCGCCCAUCAUCCGCAAGCCCCUGCUGUCGCCCAGCAUGAUGCUGCAGUGCCAGAUCAACAGCCCCCCGGCCCGCAAGGUCCCACGCCGGCCCGGGGAGGCGGAGGGCAGCUGCGGUGCCGGGCGCAGGGGGGCGCCCCUCAACUUGGAGAUCCUCAACAACCUCAUCAACGUGUGCGACGUUCCCCCCUCCUCCCCCUCGGCCCUGUCCGCGAGCAAGAGCAAGCCCGCCCACGGCCUGGAGAGGAAUCUCCAGCAGCGCACCGGCAACUCUUCCUCCUGCUCGUCCUCCUCCUCCUCUCCGCUCAACAGACAGAUGCCGGACGACCAGAACCAGCGCCCCCCUCCCGUGCCCGCCCGGGCCGUGAGGAUGGCGGUCCCCAGCGGGUACGGCUCCCCGGGGAGCGGCUCCCCCAACACAGUGACGGUGCGCCGGGUGGACGUACGGCCUCAGGAGGUGCGGAAGCCGCAGAGGACUCCGCUGCAGCCGCAGCCUCCCAAACGGCAGGUGGCCCAGCCGCAGGCGCCCCCGCCCCAGCCCCAGCCUGCCGCACCAGCUCCCGCGCAGGCGUCCCCGGUCCCCGCCGUCCCGCCCCCUCCCCUCCCGCAGUCCUGCCUGCCCUCCAGCCCCCUGCUUCUGCGCAGCAUGAUCCCGCCGGCCUCGCCCGCCUUCACCCGCCUGUCCUCCACCAGCUCGCGCAGCUCCCGGCGGGACGGCCCGGGCUCGGUGCGCAAGCACCCGUCGCUGCACCGCUCCAAGUCGGACCUGAGCGACCGCUACUCCCGGGCCACGGCCGACCUGGAGCGCUUCUUCAACUACUGCGGGCUGGACCCGGAGGAGGUGGAGGGCAUGGGCGUGGAGCACUUCACGCGCGCCAACUCGGACAUCGUGUCGGUGUCGAAGCUGCGCAGCGUCAGCACGCCCAGCUCGGAGUGCGGCGCCCCGUCGCAGCACAGCCGCCCGGGGCAGGACGACGAGGCCCCGCCCGCCGAGCGCGCGCCCUACGGCAUCUCCGUCAUCGAGAGGAACGCGCGCGUCAUCAAGUGGCUGUACGGCAUCCGUCAGGCGCGCGACGCGCACAGCGUCUCCAACGUGUAGCCCCCCCCGCCCAGUUCCCCCUGUCAUCAGCUGGAACAGACCGCAGGGCGCCAAGGGAACAAGAGACUCACUCUUUCCUACCUAUUUUUUUUUUUAAUUUGUUAUUUAUUAAGUGAUAACCUCUCGGACAUUCAGAAGCUCAAAGUUGUAUAUUUUCUUUUGUAUAUUUGUGUUGCAAGACGGAGGGAUACGUUUAUUUUUCUCUCACCUUUAUGUUUAGUUCAGUGAUGUCCAGUUUCCAUUUAGGCUCGCUUUUGAAGCAGAAGUCUUUGUCGCUGAGGAACUCUGGAGCACUUCCUCACAGCGUGUGACGAUGACUGCUAACCUCAAGAGAAACAAACAAACUGAACUCUGUGCAAAAAGCUGGGAAAAGACUGGCAAUGAAAGCAAUAAUGAAGAUGCUAACGAUCAGUGAUAGUAGCGCAAUAGGUACUGAAUCAACGUUGAAAGGGAUACAAAGCCUUCAGCCCAGUAAGUGUGAACAACUUGCUGUGGAGAGAGAAUGAAUGUUCUUGUCUGGAAACAAUUGCCUUUGAGCAGUGCGGCUGUUGGGUUCCCUACCCAAGUGUGGGCCAGGUACUGCUGUCUGUUUUGAAGCAAGUGAUCGCACAUGAUUGUGUAGAUUAGUGGAGGAGGAAAGAGGAAAAAAACCCAAAAGGAUACUGUGAACAAGGGUCAGUUUCUAUAGACUCACUUUUUUAACCUGGGGCUUAGACUGUUAAUGCAGUUUAUGUUGCAGUUGCAGUGCAAGUGUGCAUGUGUAUUCUCCAAGUAUGUCUGGAAUGUCAUUUCAACAAAGCACAAUCUCUUCGCAUGAUGACUUACACACACAGACAGACACACACACACUCACACACACAAACACAGACGUGCACACACACUCAGUUCAUGUCCCAAAAGUUUAAGGUUAUUUUUGUAGACAGUUUCUGAAAGAGGCAACCUUGUGUUCGCUGUUUGUUUUCCUGUGAGUGGUUCGGCUUUGAGAGAGUGUCAUGUAAUGUCGUAAACAGGUGGCUGACGUAAGUAGUUGAAGUGAAGAGGAGGGUCGGGGACGGGUGGGGUAGCCGAGGACCGUGGCUGGAGAGCAGGUAUGAGUCUGUUCAGGUUAGAGUGUGACAGUUACACACCCUUGUAACCCUGAGGGCAGAGAGGAGGCCAGGGCUGAGCUGCAAGUUUGAGAGGCAAUAGAAAGGGAUAUAAGCUUGGAAAGAAUUUGUUGUGGCAACACAGAAAGGGAGUUUUGAACUGUUUUGGUUCUGUUGAAGCGCAAAUGUUAAAUGCUGUCAUGGGAUGCAUUUUAAUGCACAGUGUUGUAUGCUUGAAUUGAUUGUGUUGUAUGAUCCCAAAAGCAUGCAUACACAGACCUCCACAUGCUCACAAGCACAAACACAGGCACAGGUAUGAAUAAAGGAAUAUGACUUACAUAUGUACUGUAUGCAAGAACAAGUGUGUGGAUGUGUAUUCUCUGAUCUGUGAGGAGAGGAGAGGCUUUAUUUCACCUGGAGAGAUGGGGAUAUUCUUUGGGGACUUCAUGUUCGUUGUUGUACCAGCUGUUUAAAGUUCAGAUGCGUAUGUGUAACUGCAACUUUGUGUUGUCAUUACAUGUCAAUAAAGA